AUGCUUCACAGGACAGUGGGAGCAUCAGGAGCUCAGAUAAUCACCUACUACUGUGGAAUCUCCCGUGCUUCUGGAAGCUGCUUGGAAGAUUUACUACGGCAUAUUCUGGUUGGUAGUAUCACUACCUCGAGCGUACCCCCUCCGCUCCUCAGCCUCUUCGAACGCCAUAAUAUUUACAUCACUCCACGGCGGCCCUCAGUGGAGGAUCUCGAGACAACUGUGCUGGACAUACUAGGUGCAGGAGGAGCAGAAGUUUAUCUCGUGGUUGAUGCUCUAGACGAAGUGGUCGAUGCAGAACGAGUGGACGUUGUCGACUUCCUCCUUCAGCUCGCUUCGCGAAGCAUUGAUACUCUACACUUGCUUCUCGUCAAUCGGUCUGGCACGUUCUUGCGACGUCUCCAAGCCAGCAAGUUCUGGAAGUUCGAUACUAUCCCAAAAGAUCAAGUCCAACAAGAUAUCGCUCGCUUCGUCAAAGACAACAUUCGCAGACACGACAACUUGGAUGCACUUGAACCCGAAUUGCAGGCAAUGAUACUUGGUAGACUAGCAGGUCACCAUAACGACCAGACCUCAGUCGGCUCCGCGCUAAGAACACUGCCGAAGGAUCUGAAUGACACCUAUGAGCACAUACUUCUCGAAGUCGACAAGACCUCGGAGGAUGAUGGCGGUUUCUCCGUUCGGUGUGCAACGACAUCCCUCCGCGUUCUAACCUUCGCGUGGCAGCCCUUAUACGUGGAAGAGUUUCUCGACCAUGUGGCCAUGACGAUUUUUACAUCUGGAGACAUGACAGACGAGUGGCAGAGCUGUCGUAUUUCGCCAGUUGACCUCUUGCGACUGUUGCCCGGCAUGGUCCAUUUAUCACCAGAACCCGACUGGACCUCCUUGCGCUCCUUGCCGUCUCAGACUCAUCUCGUCUCUCUCGAGCACUUCUCAGUUAGAGAGUAUCUAACAGGUAUGGGCAUCAUGUAUAGCUCAGCUAGACGUUUUGCCCUGGAGAGCUCACUCGCUCAUCGCGCCAUGGCUGAAGCAUGCAUAUUGUGCGUGGGUUGGACGUACUUCACCUGGAAUGCCAGGCUGCGAAAGUCUCCGCUCACAAGCGCCGCCCAGCUUGGUAUGCCUCGUAUGGAGUAUGAUUGGGUCUAUUGGGCUGCCCACCUUGAACGAUCUGCGAAGAGCGACACCAAGAUCGAGGCUACAAAUGCUACUACGCUACUCAGUGAGCGCCGGACUGAUAUUGAAGCAAUUCUUGAAGCCGCCGUCAGCAGAGGCAGUUUACCAGACGCGACUGGCGAUGGUUACGAUACUUUCCGCCAAGCGUUGAACACACCGCUCUACUCUUCACAGAUCGCCUUCAUACCACUUAGCAAGACUGCUUCUGAGAGGCUACCAAUCAUACAUCAGAGGUUAGACCCCGACCAUUUCAGACUUCUGGAGCUAGCCGGACAGAGAUUCCCGCAAUCGCCGUUAUGUGGCAGCCUAUUCGUAUUUCGCAUUCACGCGCCUCCCAAAUACGCUGCGCUUUCAUAUUCGUGGGGCGCAGGUCAUGCUUCGAGUUCGAUCUUCAUUUCCAGUGUGCGGCAUUCGAUUGGAGGAAACCUCAGCAAGUUUUUACAAGCCGUCUCCCGCAAUGAAAGCCACUUGGGAAGGUACGUCUGGGCGGAUGCCCUGUGUAUCGAUCAAGCGAACAUGGCGGAAAAGUCGGUUCAAAUUAAGCUCAUGCCACACAUCGCUCGCAAUGCUGCAGAAGUCAUCGUCGGUCUUGGUCAAGCACCGGGCCCAGAAGAGCGCUGGCUCCUUGAUGGCAUGAAACGCACGGCUGGGUCCGUCGUGGUCACGCAAUCUCGGCCAACUCUACAGACCAAAGCAGCAAAUGUGAUUCUUGCAUUCCUCCAACGAAGAUGGUUCUCACUCACAUGGACGCUACCUGAGCUCUUGGAAGCGCGAGCGGUGUCAUACGUCUUCGAAGAUGGUGUAUCAGUCGCAAGCCGCGAGAUGAACGUGCUAUUUGAGAAUACUUUGGACCUCUGCUCAUUCCUGGAUGGAGCUGACGAGAGCCAUGAAGCGGUUGCGUUUUUGACAGACCCAUCUAUGUCGUUGCAAGUUUCUUCCCAAUCCUCACAUUCUUUCGUUAGCGCCAGCUGUAGGUGGGAUUUGGCAAGACUUUCACGAGACAGGAAACAGCUGGAAGCUACUCAACUUCUCUAUGGUACUAGGUACCGCCAGUCUUCCGAGCCUCGCGACCGCUUUCUCGCUUUGUUCGAAGUCGAGGCAGCUCGAUUACCUCAGAACAACUUCGAUUACUGGUGGAAAAGCUUCGAUUACCGGUGCGAUCAUUCCCUAAUAAUGGAAGACUUUGGCUUUUUCCUGGCAUCAGAGUACGGUAUCCUCGGCCUCAUGGCCGAAGCCAGUGAGCCGCCUGACGACGCAACACGCACAUCGUUGUCCUGGGUCUCGGUGAUGACCAUGCCCAAACCGAGAAGCUUCAUUCCACUUCUGUUCAAUAACCUUCACACUGUGGAGGAGAGCCUUUUCAUGGCAGGUGGCUACUAUACCAGACAGUUUGACUGGCCGCACAGAAGAGCCUUGUCUACACGAGGCAAGCUCAUGGCAACCAUUGAGCACGAGUCCGGCGGCCUGACAGACAGAAUGAAACACCUUGAGCUGGAGGUCGUGGAGCGAUACAAGACUGGCAGACACAUCGCUUACUGUUCCGGCGGCCGUCCGAUAGCACUCGUUCCCAAACGCGCUCGCAAGCAUGACCAAAUUUAUAUCCUUCCUGGGUUCCGUGUGCCGUACGUCUUACGAGCCAACAACCAUGAGUCCAAGACGAUCCAGGGCCAGCCUCCACAAUCGAAUUACACCUUCGUUGGUGAAGCGUGA
Saxophila tyrrhenica is the source of this 2880-nucleotide messenger RNA. RefSeq lists its product as uncharacterized. NCBI's taxonomy places the organism in Eukaryota, Fungi, Ascomycota, Dothideomycetes, Mycosphaerellales, Extremaceae. The coding region runs from base 1 to 2880 and encodes 959 amino acids. The record is from RefSeq and is a predicted model, not a curated record. The transcript is spliced from 2 exons.